AUGGAUCAAAUCAACAGAUUGAUACCCUUGUGGAAACAAUUAUAUUAUAAAUGGAGGUCCCUGAGAACGAUUCCAUUGAGAAAGAAAUUCUUUGUUGGCUAUGACUUGACGGGAAACACGUACUGGGAGUUCUUUGUCGAGCGCAAAAAGGGGAUUCGACCCCGCAGACUUUACCAGCCAUAUAAACCGCAAGAGUUUAUUGUAGAUUAUUACGAAAGCGUCCCUGUCCAGUGGCUCCAGUGGCUCAGAUACACGCGGCUAAGACCACCGUCGCUGGAGGAGCUGGUGGAGGACAAAAUGAGAAUAGAGAGAAUUCAGCAACUCGCCCAGCUCAAAGACCAACAACUACAAUAUAAAGAGCUGCAGAAGGACGAGGCCAUAGGAAGAAGCAUGGAGAAGGCAUUGAGAAACAUCAAAAAGUAA
Molecule: messenger RNA, 423 nt
Organism: Ogataea angusta
Lineage: Eukaryota; Fungi; Ascomycota; Pichiomycetes; Pichiales; Pichiaceae
Exons: 1
Coding region: 1-423 (140 amino acids)
Biological process (GO): mitochondrial respiratory chain complex I assembly
Cellular component (GO): membrane
Source: RefSeq, a predicted model, not a curated record